AUGAAGAAUCAAGAAACACAAAGGCAUGGACGAGUGGUGGUGUUAGUCCCGGCUCCAUUUCAAGGGCACAUGACUCCGAUGCUUCAAUUGGGUACCAUACUUCACUCUAGGGGUUUCUCCAUCGUUGUCGCCCACACAGAAUUCAAUUCUCCUAAUCCUUUAAACCAUCCUGAAUUCAUCUUCCUACCCAUCUCGGACAACUUAACUGCACAUGAGACCUCAUUCAAGAACCCAUUGGAUUCAUUACUAGCCAUUAACAAUAACUGCAAAGCACCACUCCAAGAAAACUUGGCCCAAAUGGUGGAAAAAAAGGCGCCAAACGAACAGGUCAGUUGCAUCAUCUACGAUUCACUCAUGUACUUUUCCGAAGCUGUGGCUAGUCAUCUGAACCUUCCAAGUAUACUCUUCCGCGCCAGCUGUGCUCUCAACUUGCUAGCUUACCAUGAUAUUCUUCGGCUCCACGCAGAAGGUCAACUUCCCUUUCAAGAUUCUAAGGCACAGGACCUGGUGCCAGGACUUUAUCCUCUCAGGUUUAAGGAUUUACCCUUGCCUGGUUUUGGAACCUCUGAAGAUUCAGUAAAACUGAUUCAACUUCUCAGCAAUUUUACAACUUCUUCAGCCCUAAUUUGCAACACAGUGGACAACCUUGAGCAUUCAGCGGUGUCAAAGCUCCAACAACAUUAUCAAGUUCCAUUCUUUUCAAUAGGCCCUCUGCACAAAUUGGCUUCAGCCUCAUCCACUAGCUUUUUGAAAGAGGACACCAAUUGCAUUGAAUGGCUUGACAAGCAAGCUCCUCGAUCAGUUAUCUAUGUAAGCUUCGGUAGCUUAACAAUCAUGAACAAGACAGAUCUAACCGAAAUGGCUUGGGGUCUAGCCAACAGUGGCCAACCUUUCUUGUGGGUGAUUCGACCUGGCUCAGUUCAUGGCUCGGAACUUACUGAGCUCCUGCCGGAAGGUUUUGAAGAAAAAGUUGGAGAAAGAGGUUGCACAGUUAAAUGGGCACCCCAAAAGGAGGUGUUGGCACAUGGUGCAGUGGGAGGGUUUUGGAGCCACUGUGGUUGGAAUUCAACCUUGGAAAGUAUUUCCGAGGGGGUUCCAAUGAUAUGUAAGCCUUAUUUUGUAGACCAAAAAGUGAAUGCAAGGUACCUGAGUUACAUAUGGAAUGUAGGCCUAGAAUUGGAGAAUGAUUCGGAGAGGGGGGAUAUCGAAAGAGCUAUAAGAAGACUUAUGGUGGAUAAAGAAGGUGAUGAAAUGAGGCAAAGAGCAAUUGAUAUGAAGGACAAGAUUGAAGCUUGUGUGCAGAAAGGAAGUUCUUCAUAUAGUUCCUUGAAUAACUUACAAGAGUUCAUCCUAUCAUUCUGA
Molecule: messenger RNA, 1362 nt
Organism: Ilex paraguariensis (yerba mate)
Lineage: Eukaryota; Viridiplantae; Streptophyta; Magnoliopsida; Aquifoliales; Aquifoliaceae
Source: the annotation of a GenBank genome assembly